AUGAGUUGCGAUAUUACAGAGAAGUUUACAAGGGCGGCAUCAGCGCUCGUCACCGGCGAACUUGUUAAAGAUGAAUACUUCACGUUAUUCGAAGCUGUGGGAGCCCUGGAGCUUACAGCAUUUGCUACGGUGCAGAUUAUGGAUUCGAAGAUGGAUAGCGGCUAUCUUGCUCCUGGAGAGACACUUGACCAUAAUUAUGAUGUGAUGAGGGAGCUUCUUCCAGAGGAGGUUUUAGGGAUAAUGGACCAGCUCUUGUGCUACGAGGUAGCGUGGCAUAUGGGUCAUCCACUCUCACAGACACUAUUUACAUCAAUCUAUCUUGACCAUUUACUCUGGCCCGUCCCUAAAUCUCUUGAUGAUGCAGUAUUCAAUGGAAAAAGGGCUACACCUGGUCCUGCUAAUGGGGACGAAAACGUAGGAGGUAUGGUAACUGUUGUGUUGAGAGCAUAUUGUCUUGCUUUAAUCAAAGCAUGCGGAUUUGUUCAUGAAAGAGUUGCAUCAGAAUUUUAUUACGAGGAAGAAGAUUUUAGCACACAACUAUAUAGCAGGAAACUUCUUCCCGACGUCAAAAUUGAUAAAAUUAUAGCAGUUCUUGAUAAUGCCAUUGAAUGGCUCAAUCAGGAGACAAAACAAAUGGAUGAAGCAGUUAAGGCCGCGCUUCUCGAUCGACUCAUUUUUCGGCGUCAUUUGCUAGAUUAUCUGGCCAUGGAUCUUGUUCUGACACAGUCACGAUCCACUAAAAGUCUGACUUCCAUGUUGGACCAGAUAAGUCUCAUACAGAAGUCAAUCCAGUUAGGAAAAUCUGUUGAAGAUGCCUUUAGCGAAAAGCUCCAACGACGGCUCGCGAGUACCGUUCCUCCUCGGCCGAUAAUCAAAAUUGAAUCACAAAACGCUAUAUCAUAUUUAAAACGGUUUUGUCAGGACGCUAUCGACUUGCAGGAAAUACUUGACUCAUGUAGCGCAUUUAGCUUAUAUAACCUACUAUGGACCUUACAAUCUCGCAAACCACAACCAAGUGUCUAUAUCCGGUCUUUGGCGCAAUCACUCCUACUUCUGAAUGGCCAGGUCCUUGGCAUCCUGCCCGCAAAGAAGUUCUGUUGUGGUAGCAUGAAAGAUCUUGUUCUUCCAUUUAGUCCACUCUUUGACCCCAGUAAUGACGAGGUGGAAGCUCCUUCAAGCCCCAAAUUUCAAAUAGCUAAGCAAAUGGAUGUCUUCAUACAACGGAUGGCACAGCCUUUCAUCGACUCCUAUCGCACCAUAUGUUUGAAUCGCUGCCGAAUACGACGCACACUCUGUCAUAAUAUUGUUGAUUGGGAUCGGUUGCAAGCCGAGGCCGAGGAAUGUGAUACUCAACUUCGCACAUGGACCUUGGAAGCCCCUAUAUAUAUACACGGGGAUGAACCAACCUACACCUACCCGUUAAGCAGCUGGACGUACCAUUAUAAGCUCCAACAAAUGCGCCUCGUAAUCCAGCUAGGAUUUGAGCUAUCGGUGUAUUCAUCUGGCGAAUUCCAGGGCAUGUACUGGUAUUUAUCACACCUAUGUUCAACUCACCUCGUUCAUCUCGAUCGUAUAAGAGCUUGCGUGAUCACCGAAAGCCAGAGAGCAUUAUCUAGGCGUAGUGAACAAUCACGCGUAGACAUGGAAACUCGCAUAAAGGCCCGUGAUCGCACCCUUAACCUCCUUGAUCGCAUAUCCACGGAACUUGGUGUUACAGACGCAUUCUCCAUAGCAUUGCAUGCGCUUUAUACCCUUCUUUCACGCCAUGGUUUGAUCAGUUUGAACUGCUCAUCAUCACCAGGCUAUUCCGCCUCAAGGCUUCGUUAUGAGCUUCGUAUGAAGCCAUUCCUCCCGAUUUCCUUACCUGAGGUGGCCCCCUUUGAAAUUUAUGAACGUGAAGCCACCCUUGACGGCGAGAGUGACAGGGCAGUUUUGAAUAGAGCUGUGCGAGCCACAGCUGAGGCAAAGAAGGGCCUUGAGAGGUAUUUGGCGGACGGCCCUUAUCUGACGCCAAAGGAGAAGCCGUCAAAGAUGUCUGGCCUGGAGAGUGAUUGGAUUAAAAAUGCAAAAAACAUGCUUCGGGCAUGUAUUGCAACCAGCAUAGCUAUUGACACCGUCAAAAAAGCUAUCUUAUCUAAAGAUCCUUCCAAACCUCUCAAUCUCUCCGUUGAGGUCCCUGAGGUUGGGUCACAGCCCCGGUGGCAUGAUUGGUGGGCAGUUCCGCAGGUAUCGGAAGCCAUACCCUUAAGAGGCCCAAAAGAAGCUACGGACUAG
Microsporum canis CBS 113480 is the source of this 2274-nucleotide messenger RNA. RefSeq lists its product as hypothetical. The transcript has 8 exons. The record is from RefSeq and is a predicted model, not a curated record. Gene Ontology annotation, biological process: N-terminal peptidyl-methionine acetylation. Bases 1 to 2274 code for a protein of 757 amino acids. Gene Ontology annotation, cellular component: NatC complex. NCBI's taxonomy places the organism in Eukaryota, Fungi, Ascomycota, Eurotiomycetes, Onygenales, Arthrodermataceae.